AUGUUUUCAACUUCUCAGUCAACCCCCGAAAAGGCCUCGAAUGAUUUGACAGUUCCAACGGUGCGGCUCGAAGGAAGUUCCGGUGUCUCUUCCAGCACCGCGCAUAUCAGCUCCAGCGAUGCCCAGAAAACCGGGCUCGCGUUCCUGAAAACCCAGGCUGGCAACACGGACGCACUCCAACCUAGUCCGGGAGACGAGCCUCUGUUCAACAUUAGCAAAGAGCCCUUUGCAUUCUCGCCGGGACAGCUGGGGAAUCUCAUCAAUCCCAAGAGCCUAGCUGCAUUCGUGGCACUAGGAGGACUGUCAGGGCUAGAGAAAGGCCUGCAAACCAAUCGCCAGGGUGGUUUAAGCGUUGAUGAGAAACACCCACCAUGCACCAUCACGUUUGAACAGGCGACUUCAGAUUUGGUGGCAGGACGUCCGGGCAGCCCACGGGAAUCCUCAACCAAUCUACAGCAGUCCGGUAUUAACCAACCUCACAGUUGUGAUGGGGGAGAUGACUGCUUCAUCGAUCGUAAGCGUGUAUUCGGGAUCAACAAAUUGCCUGACCGUAAAGCAACGUCCUUUCUACGGUUAGUGUUAAUUGCGCUUCGAGACCGAGUCUUAAUAUUGCUCAGCAUCGCCGCCGUCAUCUCGCUAGCCCUGGGGCUAUAUCAAACAUUUGGCCAGACACACGAUGAAGGUGCCAAAGUAGAGUGGGUUGAAGGCGUGGCUAUUAUCACCGCUGUCGCCAUUGUGGUCACCGUCGGUGCCUUGAACGAUUGGCAGAAGGAGCGUCAAUUCAGGAAGCUGAACGCGAAGAAGGAGGAUCGGCUUGUGAAGGUGGUCCGCUCGGGCAAGGCGGCAACGGUGUCGGUGCAUGAUGUUCUCGUGGGAGAUGUCAUGCUCGUGGAGCCGGGAGACAUGAUUCCCGUUGAUGGAGUCUUCAUCAACGGCCACAGCCUCAGCUGUGAUGAGUCGUCCGUCACAGGCGAGUCUGACUUGAUGAAGAAGAUCCCGGGAGAUGAGGUGAUGCGCUCGCUUCUACCGGAAGAGGCACCAAAUCACAAGGAACUCGACCCAUUUAUCCUCUCCGGGGCCAAAGUACUUGAUGGCGUGGGAUCCUUUCUUGUGACGGCGGUCGGCAGAAACUCGAGCCUUGGCAGAACUAUGAUGGCUCUUCGUGACGACCCCGGACUCACUCCUUUGCAGUCCAAGCUCAAUGUUUUGGCAGGCUACAUUGCAAAGCUCGGAAGUGCAGCCGGCGGUUUGCUUUUCUUGGUGCUCUUCAUCGAGUUUCUUGUUCGGCUACCUAAAGACAACCGUGGCCCAGAAGAAAAGGGACAGAGCUUCCUCCACAUCCUCAUCACCGCCAUCACCAUCAUCGUGGUUGCUGUUCCCGAAGGCUUGCCCCUGGCCGUGACGCUAUCGUUGGCGUUUGCUACUAAACGUAUGACGAAGGAGAACAAUCUCGUCCGCCAUUUGCAGUCAUGCGAGACUAUGGGAAACGCAACGGUCAUCUGUUCCGAUAAGACGGGGACUCUAACAGAGAAUGUCAUGACGGUCGUAUCAGGGGCCUUGGGAGAGGGGGGUCAAGUUCGGUUUGGUGGUAAACAAGUUCAUCGCCAAACGGAAACCAGUGUGUUGACUUCUGGAGAAGACCAGAAGACGCAUAUAGUUGGGGGAAAAUCGACCCAUGUUGAGAAAACCGAGCCAGCAGUUCAAGUCCCGAUAGGUCAGCUUUCAUCCACGCUCGACGCACAGUAUCGGGAUCUUCUCAAGACUGCGAUUGCUGUGAACACCACUGCUUUCGAGGGAGAGGAAGAGGGAAGAAAGGUCUUCAUCGGUACGAAAACGGAAACUGCUUUAUUGGAUUGGGUCCGUCGGUGUUUUGCCCUCGGCCCUCUUGAAAUAGAGCGAGCCAACCACUCAGUCAAGCAACUCUUCCCAUUUAUCUCGACCCGCAAGUGCAUGGGAGCUGUCAUCGAGCUCCCUGGAGAUGGAGAUUGCGGAGAGGUCAAUAAAUAUAGACUAUUCAUCAAGGGCGCACCGGAAAUUGUGCUGGCCCGAUGUGCGAGUACUCUCACACUCGGCAACCACACGAACGCGUUGGCAUUGACGCCUCUAACAGAUGAGCACAAGCAAGUCCUGAGCCACAUCACGUCCGGCUACGCUGUUCAGUCUUUGCGCACCCUCGCCUUCGCAUAUCGUGAUUUUCCACAGUGGCCACCCGAGACUGGUAGUGAGUCCGGCUCAAGUGAAGUAGAGCUUGACGAUGUCUUCCAAUCCGUGACCUGGAUUGGCAUCAUCGGCAUCAAGGACCCCGUCAGACAGAGUGUUCCUAAAGCUGUGGAAGACUGCCACUCUGCCUCCGUUACUGUCAAGAUGGUCACAGGCGACAACAUAGAAACUGCGAGAGCCAUUGCUAAAGAGUGCGGCAUCCUCAAGCACGGUGAGCUAGGCUUAGUGAUGGAAGGCUCAGAGUUUCAUCGACUUACCGGGUCCGAUUGUGCAGAGGCUGCCAAGGAUAUCCGUGUACUCGCAAGGGCGAGCCCUGAAGACAAACGCAUCCUUGUCAAGACGUUGAGGAGCCUUGGGGAGAUUGUUGCAGUGACUGGGGACGGAACAAACGACGCCCCGGCUCUCAAAGCGGCCGACAUUGGGUUCUCCAUGGGCAUCGCAGGCACCGAAGUAGCUAAAGAGGCUUCCGACAUCAUCCUUAUGGAUGAUAACUUCUCGUCCAUCGUCAAGGCUCUUGCAUGGGGCCGUGCUAUCAACGAUUCCGUCAAGAAGUUCCUCCAGUUUCAGCUCACCGUCAAUAUUACAGCUGUCAUCAUCACAUUCGUGUCGGCCGUUUCAGACGACGAGGGAACGCCGGUCCUAAAUGCCGUCCAGCUUCUGUGGGUAAACCUCAUCAUGGAUACCUUCGCUGCCCUCGCUCUGGCCACUGACCGGCCGACCGGAAGUCUCCUCCACCGAAAGCCCGAGCCUCGAAGCGCGUCUAUAAUCACGCUUCCCAUGUGGAAGAUGAUAAUAGGGCAGUCAAUCUUCCAGUUAAUCGUCUGCUUUGUGUUGUGGUUUGCAGGGCCCAGCUUCCUCAAUUACCCGGAACGGGAGCUCAGAACCUUCAUUUUCAACGUUUUCGUCUUCAUGCAGAUCUUCAAGUUGGUCAACAGCCGCCGUAUCGAUAAUCAGCUCAACAUAUUUGAGGGGCUACACCGCAAUUACUGGUUUAUGUUUAUGAUGUCAGUGAUGACCGCUGGCCAGCUUAUCAUCAUCUUUUUUGGCGGUGACGCCUUUGUCGUCGUCCAAAUCACCGGGACGCAAUGGGCACUCUCUGUUACCAUAGGGUUUUUCUCUAUCCCAAUUGGUGUUCUUAUCCGCCUAUUCCCUGACCCCAUCAUCGAAAGAUCGUUUCGAUCUAUCAAAGGUCACUGGCCUUCUUGGCUGCGGCUCCGCCGAAAAUCCAAGACUGGGGACGACUUGUUGCCGGUUCUCUUGGAUGCUGAGAAUUAUAGCGUCGACACCGCACUAUUUGCAAUCAGAGAUGAUCUCGCGGUAUUGGAAAAGGUGAGGAGCGGUAGUUUGUUGAAUCAACGGCGAGUCUUACCCAUGCUUUCUGCAGUAGGUAUGCCUGGUGUUGUGGCUGCGAGUGUCGGGGGCUUGCUCCCAUCAGAGCGUCUCGUGUCUCGGACGAGAGAAGGUCAGAAUGUGACCGAGCAAUAG
Clonostachys rhizophaga is the source of this 3705-nucleotide messenger RNA. NCBI's taxonomy places the organism in Eukaryota, Fungi, Ascomycota, Sordariomycetes, Hypocreales, Bionectriaceae. The record is from the annotation of a GenBank genome assembly.